GUUUCACGAAAAUGGAGGUAAUGGAAAGUCCUUUGUUUCAUUUGGAGACACCAUUAGACCUGCCACCUUGUGCCGCAGGAUUCAUAUGGGAUGUCGAGGAGAACGCCUGUCUGCCGGAUAUGGGGGAUAUUUCUGACGUGGAGAUUAGAGCUCCCGUACCGGAUACGCGGUGCGCAUAUGGAUACUACUUUCAGCCGGUUAUGAAGCAGUGCACGCGAAAGAAGUAUACGGUGACUAGAGGACCCGGUGCUAUUAGUAGGUGGUGGCAGAAAAUUCGCGAAAAACCGACAAUACCAAAAUAUGUGCAUCGACCGAUUCCGACAAGAGAACCACCUGUCUAUACGGGCGAAUAUUGGAAGUAUCACAACUUUGGAAGAGAUCAUACCCAUCCUUAAGGUCAAUGGAUUGUCCUUGCUUCCUGAUUGGCAUUUUUACAUUAACCCAUUUAAGUUAUAAACCAACUGUAAUCGCAGGAUAUUUUUAUUUCAAAUCAAUAAAGAAAUACGAUUUCCUAGCCGUA
Molecule: messenger RNA, 520 nt
Organism: Drosophila ananassae
Lineage: Eukaryota; Metazoa; Arthropoda; Insecta; Diptera; Drosophilidae
Exons: 1
Coding region: 12-395 (127 amino acids)
Source: RefSeq, a predicted model, not a curated record